CAACAAAAUAUGUUAGCCUUAUAAUACUUUAUAUUCACUGCCCAAAUUUACUCAUCAUAUCCAAGAAUUUUCUGAACCUGCAUAUUUCAUUGCCCAGAAUUUGUAUUCUUACUCUAGACAAUACCAAAAUUUAAAUAAAAAGAAAAAAACCCAUUCUAAGGGGGAGAUGGAUGUUUCUGGAGGUCUUUCAUUGGUUCAAACUAUCUUAGACAAGCUGGGUUCACCAAUUUGGAGGGAAAUUGAGUCCAUAUUGGGUGUUGAAUCUCAGCUUGUAAAACUCAAGACAACCAUUUCCACUAUUCAGGCUGUGCUUCUUGAUGCUGAUCAAGAAGAGCUUCAUCAGCAACAGCGUCGCAGUCAUGUUGAACGUGACAGACUCCAGAGGCUUAACGAUGCUCUUUACAAAGCUGACGACUUAUUUGAUGAGAUUGCUACUCUUACAUGUCGUAAGAAUCUCAUGUCCUCCAACAAAGUCAGCAGAGAGCUAUGUCUUUUCUUUUCUAGCUCUAAUCAGCUCUAUUCUGCUUACAUUUGGUCUAAAGAGAUGAAAAACAUCAGGGAGAUCUUGGAUGAGAUCGUCAAAGAUCAUCAACAUGAGUUUGUUCAGAGAAAGUCGGUAACUCUUGAGCCGUGGCGGAUGGUGAGAUAUGACCCCAGGGAGACUCACUCUUUCUGUAGAGAAAGUGAUAUUAUAGGCAGAGAAGACGACAAGAAGAAAGUGAUUAACAUGCUACUCAGCAGCACUUCUGUUGAGAAAAAUGUAUCCGUUAUUAGCAUUGUUGGAAUUGGAGGGCUGGGUAAAACUAGUCUCGCCCAAUUAGUUUAUAAUGAUGCAAUGAUCCAGACUGAAUUCCCUUUGAGAAUGUGGGUUUGUGUUUCUGAUGAUUUCAAUGUUGGGACGCUUCUUCAAAAAAUUAUAGCAGCUGCACAAAAUCAACACCUGAGGAAUGACGGGCAAGAACUGAAUAUGACUAUGGACAAACUCCAGAGUAAGCUCAGGGAAGUACUUAAUGGGAAGAAAUAUCUUCUUGUUUUGGAUGAUAUUUGGAACGAAGACUACUGUAAAUGGGCUGAUUUGAGUGUUUUGUUGGAAAAAGAUGGGAGCGGUAGCAAAAUUCUAGUCACUACUCGCUCUAAUGGGGUGGCGAAUAUUGUAGGAAGCCGUAAGAUUCAUGAACUGGGAGACCUCUCUGAACAUGACUCUUGGAAGUUGUUUGAAAGAAUUGCAUUUGAAGGUGAGAACAAUCAAAAUGAAUACGAUUUAGUUAAAAUCGGGAGAGAGAUUAUUUGCAAGUGCAAAAAUGUCCCACUUGCCAUACGGGUUGUUGGAAGUCUUCUUCGAGGUCAAGAUACACGUACAUGGGAAUAUAUAAAGAACACUGAUUUGGUAAACAUAAAACAAGAUGAUAAUGGAAUACUACCUGUGUUGAAAAUCAGUUAUUAUCAUCUUCCGUUUCAUUUGAAGAGCUGCUUCAAGUAUUGUGCUGUUUUUCCCAAGGAUUACAAGAUUAUGAAGAAUGAUUUGAUUCAUAUCUGGAUGGCACUAGGUUUUGUUAUGCCUUUGGAUGGACAGAGUCUUGAGGAUGCUGGUGAUGAAUAUUUCAACCAUCUAUUGCAACGGUGCUUCUUCCAAGAUGUUGAAAAAGAUUCAUAUGGUGGAAUUAAAUCAUGCAAAAUGCAUGAUUUGAUCCACGAUGUUGCUAAAGAAAUUGCAGGCACUGAAAUCUUGUCAUCCAACUACAGCACAAGUCAUUUUAAUGAGAAAACUCAUCGCUUUUUUAUUGAUCUUAAUACAAUCCUGGAACUGGAAAGUGAUGAUAUUGUUAGUUCUUUCAACAAGAUGAAACGAAUGCGUUCGCUUUUAAGUAAUGAAGUCCCUUCCUACGCUGUUAGCAAUUUUCAAGUGAGAUAUUUAAGAGUCUUAGACUUGCAUAGUAGGCGUUUAGAGAAAGUCCCGAGUAUGAUUGGUCAAUUGAUGCAUCUAAGAUAUCUUAACCUCUCAGAUAAUGUAUUCCUCACCAUGUUGCCGGAAUCCAUUACUAAGCUUUACAACCUGCAAACAUUGAAUCUACGUCGUUGUCGGGAACUGAAAACAUUGCCACGAGACUUGAGCAAAUUAGUUAAUCUCAGGGACUUGGACAUAUUUGACUGCAAAAGUUUGAGAUAUAUGCCUCCAGGGAUGAAUAAAAUGACAUCCUUGCAUAAGUUAACAAGGUUUGUAAUCAGGGGAAAAAGAAAGACUUUUAUAUGGGGGUCAGGUUGUGUUGGAAAGCUUGAAGAUUUGGAAAAUUUUACGAAUCAUGCUGACAUUCUGCAAAUUUUGGUUAGGAAAUUUGUCUGGUAUGAUGCAUUUGAAGCUAAGAUAUGUGCAAAUCUGUUGAGCAAGCAUCUCAGGGAAAUCGAGAUUAUUUGGCAAGAUGACAACGAUGAUGACAAUGAUAGUGAGGAGAAUACUAAUGCAAAGGUAUCGUUACAAGGCCUGGAAUCCUGCCAUAAUCUCUCAAAGAUACACUUGGAGGGGAUUUUAAGGUUAGAGCAUCUUCCACCGUUGCAUCAUUUACGUCAUUUGAAAGUCCUUGAGUUGUUUGGAUUGAGGAACUUGAAAUAUGUAGACAAAUAUAACAUUAGUGAAGAUGGGGCUCCUACGACAUUGGGAAAUACAGAGGAGUUGGUAUACUUUCCAUCCCUUGAAGAGCUUCGGCUGAAAGAUCUAGAAAAUAUGAGUUUGUGGGAUUUUUAUAAAGGAGGGAAAUCUGAGAUUAAAUGGAGUAGUGAUGCAAAUCUUUUCUCAUCAUAUAAUGAUUCAGUUAAUGGAAGAUUGAGGGAAGUAGAGAUAGAUGACGUUGGAUAUCUUAAAUUUGUGCCUUUGGUAUCUUUUCAUCGCCUUUCUCAUCUUAGGAUAUCCUUUAACGAGAAUACAGAGAGUUUGCCAAGAGGGAAGGUGUUCCAAAGUCACCGCCUAUGCUUUGUUCGUUCUCUUGAUAUUAUUUCUUGCACGAAAUUAAAAAUGUUGUCAUGGGAAGGAUUUUGGGAGCAUUGCACUGCCUUGGAGACCCUUUCUUUGACGAAUAUCUGUGAGUUGGAGUUGGAGGAAGAAGAAGAAGAAGAGAACAAUAAUAGCAACAAGCAUGGAGAUGAAGGAGAGAUUAGAAAGGAGGUGACACCUAGGAGAUUCCUUUCUCAUUCUCUUCGUAUUUUGACAUUAUAUUAUCUCCCAAACCUAAAGAAGCUGCCAAAUGGGAUGCGCCACUUAACUUCACUCCAAUCCCUUGAAAUUAGAGUUUGUGGGAAUUUGAAAUCAAUGUCAGAAGUGAUGCGCCAUCUCACCUCUUUGCAACAACUUAGUUUGAUAAGCAACUCAGAGGAACUUAAUGCAAGAUGCAAGGAGCCAAGUGGUGUAGACUGGCCCAAUAUCCAACACAUUCCCAAUAUUAAAAUUCAGACGUGUUCAUUCGGGUGUUCAUUCAUGUGAUCGAGUCGGUUUCGGAUGGGUGUCAUUCGGUUCAGUUGUAUUUCGGAUCGAUUUUUUUCAUGUGCGUGUUAUGGCGAGUCACACACGGGUCAAGUCGGUUAGUCACGGUUCGGUUGAAGAUCAGUUAUUUGAGCUGUCGGGUUAGCAUCGGUUCGGUGUCGGUUUAAGUUUGUGUCGAGUAGUGAAUCGAUCUCGGACUGUCAUCGAUUAAUAAUUGGUUUGGUUUUACCGGGUACAGAUCGAGUUCAGGUAUUAUUUUCCAGUAGAAUUCGGCUACGAAUUAAUAAUUACUACAGAUCGAGUCAAUAUCCGAUUAAGUUGUUAGACAUUUUUUAAUUGAUGAUAAGAUUCCCCUUAGUUAAGGCAAAAUAGUUAAAAUGCAAAUCAUUUAGUGAUUAUUACUUUGUUACUUUUACUUGUUUGACUGUAAGUUAAAAUUAAAAUUUUAUCAUUUUUCAUCUAAAUUGAUUAAAAAUAGUUAAAUAAACAUUGACCAUUGAUUAUUAACUUUAAAUAUAUGAAACCAAGUAUGUAUAAAAUUUAAUUUAUUAAAA
Amaranthus tricolor (Joseph's coat) is the source of this 4026-nucleotide messenger RNA. RefSeq names its product disease resistance protein RGA2-like. The record is from RefSeq and is a predicted model, not a curated record. Lineage: Eukaryota; Viridiplantae; Streptophyta; Magnoliopsida; Caryophyllales; Amaranthaceae. Gene Ontology annotation, biological process: defense response to other organism. The transcript is spliced from 2 exons. Gene Ontology annotation, molecular function: ADP binding. The coding region runs from base 167 to 3472 and encodes 1101 amino acids.